GUGCAUGAGUAAAUAAUGAAACUGCUGUUUAUAAAGGGGGUCAGUAGGCGCCCAACAACUUUCCCUGGGUCCCCCCCUAGGAGGAACCGGAAGACCAACAUGUAGGGUGUGGCGUAGACAGUGCAGAUAAACCUGCACUUGGCAUGACCAUAAACUAACUUGACGCUUUUAACUAGAAAGAUACUGGCUCACUGCAUUUACAGUACUUGUUUUUAUAAUGGAGAGCUGACCAAUCCCCGUUCACACUGGGAGGAGACUAGUCCGCCUUCAGGACACGCCUCUAUGUUCAAGGAACACCGCUUCAUACAUACACUGUUGUUAGCGACGUAGCCACUACGGCCAAUUUCAUUUUUGACAUUUCCAUUUGCAACCACUCCUCAGAAGUUCACUUUUUUGUCACAACCAGGCGAAUGUACGGGUGGUUUACUGGUUGGACAGCGCUACACUGGUGUCUGAAGUUGUUGCUGGCGGCAGCCCUGCGAGCUCCUUUAGGUAUGUGUAUGCAAUGAAGAAGUGUGUGGAGGACCAGGAACCAACAUUUGCUCCCCAGCAACCUCAGUCAUGCCAUCCCCCAGGUCAAAGUAUCACAGAGAGCUUCCAACACCGGGCCCUCGCCCCGGCCCCUGCUGUUAUAGAGACAGCCACAGACAACAUGCAGCCAUCCAAUGGCAUCCAGUAUUCUCUCCCCCAGGGCUACCAGGUGCCUACAAUUCCUCAGAGCACAAGUGGACAUGGACACACCAAUACUGCACCUCAUGUUGGUCCCCACACACACAGUCUAUCAGUUCAGUCUCAGGGUCCUGCAGUGGUCCAAAGUCAUGUUCAUGCACCCGCCCCCAUGAAUUCAACCCAAGGACAGCAACAGUUUCAACGACUGAAGGUUGAAGAUGCACUGUCCUAUCUGGAUCAAGUGAAGCUACAGUUUGGCAAUCAGCCACAAGUUUAUAAUGAUUUUCUUGAUAUUAUGAAAGAGUUCAAGUCACAGAGCAUAGACACUCCUGGAGUCAUCAACCGUGUUUCCCAGCUCUUCAAGGGCCACCCUGACCUCAUUAUGGGUUUUAACACUUUCUUGCCACCCGGUUAUAAGAUUGAGGUUCAAACCAACGAUUUGGUCAAUGUCACCACACCAGGUCAGAUCCACUACAUCACCCCUCAUGGCAUUUCUGUUCAGAACAACCCUGCAAGUGGAGCAUCUAGCCAACCUGCAAAUAACCACCAGCACCAGAGUCUGCCACAGACUGGUCCACAUACUGCCACCACCACCCAACCCCUCCCUGCCCAACCUGCUCCAAAUAAAACAAUCAAGCCAAUUCAGUCCCCAGCCCAUACUCCCACCAGCCAGCCCAAUCCAUCCAUCCCAUCUUAUGCCUCACCAAGGUCACCUUUGGUUCACUCCCACAUGCCAGUGAGCAGCAUGCCAUCUGGUGGGCCACCUCUCCAGAAUAAUCAGCCUGUGGAGUUCAACCACGCUAUAAACUAUGUCAACAAGAUCAAGAACCGCUUCCAGGGCCAGCCAGACAUCUACAAAGCCUUCCUGGAAAUCCUUCACACAUAUCAGAAGGAACAAAGAAAUGCUAAAGAGGCAGGAGGAAACUACACCCCAGCACUGACCGAGCAGGAGGUCUACACUCAGGUAGCAAGGCUCUUUAAGAACCAGGAGGACCUGCUCUCAGAGUUUGGACAGUUCCUGCCUGAUGCAAACAGCUCAGUGCUCAUGAGCAAGACUGCACCAGACAGGGCAGAGUCUGUGCGUAAUGAUCAUGGCGGGACAGCAAAGAGACCCUUACUAAGCAACAAACAAAGGCUGAGUCAGAACAGCCUGUCAAUCAGAAGACCCACUGGAGUGGGAGCCACUCCGCCUGUCAAGAAGAAACCUAAAUUAAUAGAGAAGGACCAUGGUAUGACUGAAGUUUGCAAACACAGCACCAGCACUGAAACUAUGUUCUUUGAGAAGGUGAAGAAGGCUCUUCGCAGCUCUGAGGCAUAUGAUAGCUUCCUGAGGUGUCUGAACAUCUUCAAUCAGGAAGUGAUUUCACGUGCUGAGUUGGUUCAGUUAGUCAUCCCAUUUCUUGGAACAUUUCCAGAGCUUUUUACUUGGUUUAAAAACUUCCUGGGCUACCGAGAGUCUAGUCAUGGGGAUUUGAGCCAUGCAGAGAGUUUACCCAAGGAGCGUUCAACAGAGGGCAUUGCCAUGGAGAUUGACUAUGCUUCCUGCAAGAGGCUGGGGUCCAGCUAUAGAGCUCUGCCGAAAAGCUACCAGCAGCCCAAGUGCACUGGAAGGACACCACUGUGCAGAGAGGUUCUUAAUGACACAUGGGUGUCAUUUCCAUCAUGGUCUGAGGAUUCUACAUUUGUGAGCUCCAAGAAGACUCAAUAUGAGGAGCACAUUUACAGAUGUGAGGAUGAGCGCUUUGAGUUAGAUGUUGUGCUGGAAACCAACCUUGCCACGAUACGAGCCCUGGAGACGGUGCAGCGGAAGCUUUCUCGCAUGUCAGCUGAGGAGCAGCUGCGCUUCAAGCUGGACAACACAAUGGGCGGCUCAUCAGACGUUAUUCACCGCAAAGCUAUUCAGAGAAUAUACGGGGACAAGGCUCACGAUAUCAUUGAUGGGCUCAAGAGGAACCCAGCUGUGUCCGUCCCCCUAGUACUGAAAAGGUUAAAAAUGAAGGAAGAUGAGUGGAGAGAAGCUCAGAGAGGCUUCAACAAAAUCUGGCGGGAGCAGAACGAAAAGUAUUACCUAAAGUCACUCGACCAUCAAGGCAUCAACUUCAAGCAGAAUGACACCAAGCUGCUGCGCUCAAAGACCCUGCUCAAUGAAAUUGAGAUGUUAUAUGAUGAUCGCCAGGAGCGAGCAUCAGAGGAACCUGCCACACUGCCACCAAGUGGGCCACACAUGACCCUAACCUAUGAUGACAGCCAAAUCCUAGAAGACGCUGCUGCCCUCAUCAUCCACCACGUCAAAAGACAGGUGGGAAUCCAAAAAGAAGACAAGUACAAGAUCAAGCAGAUCAUCCACCACUUCAUCCCUGACCUGCUGUUUGCACAGCGAGGUGAUCUCUCUGAUGUGGAGGAGGAGGAAGAAGAGGAGGAAGAAGACCUGGAGAUGGAUCAAGAUGGCCCCAAGAAGCAUAAUGGCCUUCUGGGCAGCAGCCCAUCAAAGUCCAAGCUCCUCUUCAGCAACACAGCAGCUCAGAAGCUGCGGGCAACUGAUGACGCCUAUAAUCUGUUCUUCGUAAACAACUACUGGUAUGUCUUCCUUCGCCUUCACCACAUCCUCUGCUCACGUUUGCAGCGAAUCUAUGGACAAGCUGAGAAGCAGAUUGAAGAGGAUUCUCGUGAGCGAGAGUGGGAAAGAGAAGUGUUGGGACUCAAAAGAGAGAAAAAUGAAAACCCAGCAAUUCAACUGAAGAUGAAGGAACCAAUGGAUGUCGAUGUAGAGGACUAUUACUCAAUAUUUCUGGAAAUGGUACGUAAUCUUUUGGAUGGAAACAUGGAACCAACUCAGUACGAGGACUCGCUGAGGGAAAUGUUUACUAUCCAUGCCUACAUUGCCUUCACCAUGGACAAACUCAUCCAGAGUAUUGUUCGACAGCUCCAGCACUUUGUCACUGAUGAUGGAUGUGCACAUGUAUUGGACAUGUACUUGAGUGAAAGUGCCAAUAAAGCCACAGGUGGCACACUGUCCACACAGACAUCCAGGGCCACAGCAGAGGGGGCAUACCAGCGCAAAGCAGAACAGCUUAUGACAGAUGAGAACUGCUUCAAGUUGAUGUUUGUAAAGAGCCGAGGCUCUGUCAGUCUGGCUGUGGAGUUGCUGGACACAGAAGAGGAGAACUCUGAUGAGCCAGCAGAAGCAGAUAGGUGGUCAGACUACGUGGGCAGAUAUCUGAACUCAGAUUCUGCAUCCCCAGAGCUACGUGAGCAUCUGGCCCGGAAACCGGUGUUCCUCCCCAGGAAUUUGAGACGGAUAAGGAAGUGUCAGAGAGGAUGGGAGCAGCUUCAACAGGAGCGAAUGACCAAGGGCCCCUCAGAAAAGGCACAGGAGGGCACCAGUGAGCUGAAGAUGGAGUGCAUGUUCAAGCUCAACUCUUACAAAAUGCUCUAUGUCUGCAAGUCAGAAGACUAUAUGUACAGGCACACAGCACUCACCCGGGCUCAUCAGUCCCACCAGCAGGUGAACACACACCUGCACGGGCGCUUCCAGACCUGGCUGGAUGCCUGGGUCAAGGUGCAUGUGACCAGUGACAUGGCUACCGACAGCCGCAAAUGGUUGAUGGGAGAGGGACAAGAAGGCCUGUUGCCCUGCACCACCGCUUGCAGUCCUGAGGUCCUCCAUUAUCUCAACAUUAAUAAGUACCGGGUGAAGUACAGAACACUGUAGUUUCUUCUAUCAAAAGGUAAACUGGCAGUGAUUGUGGUCUCACAAAACCUGCUAUUGAUCGCUUAAAAGAUAGAGUGGCUCCAUACUGAUUGCCUCACCCUGCCUUUCAGUUGCCAAGUGGUUGUCAGUCCACAGUUAAAAUGGAAUGUAAUUUUGCCAGAACUGGUUCAGGACCUUUGUCCUAACUUUCUACCUUGCAUCAAAUCCAAGUUUUUCAGGUGUUAUUGUUACUAUAUUGGAAAAACCCACCUGUGUAAUUAAUCUCAUUACAUUGCAGGUUUUUAUGGGAGAUGAAUAUAAAGAAAAGGCAUUCUUUAUUGCAGUCCUUGUUGGAGCACAGCUUACAAAACUAGUUAAGUAUUUUAUAAUAAGAACUCAGCAACCUAACGAUGAGAUAAAUGUUUUGACCUCAUGUUGUACUUUACAUGAAAUAAAAACAAACAACCUCAGCUUUUCUCUUUAGACAGCAAGAGCAGUACUUGUUACCUCUGUUAAAAAGUGUGUACAUGGACUUGGAGCUUAAACUGGCUUCCGGCUGUGAACAUGUAUAGCCUGUGAAUGUUUUCCUUUGUAGUGGUGAAGUUGCAGUAGUGCACUAUAAAUAUAUACAUAUACAUAUUUUCAACAACUCUGGCAACUGCUGGGUAGAUGCUUGACAUCAGUGCAAUGCCAGCGGUUUCUGUAUCAAGUACAGUAAUUUAUAAC
This is a messenger RNA of Monopterus albus (swamp eel), 5086 nucleotides long. RefSeq names its product paired amphipathic helix protein Sin3a-like. The coding region runs from base 506 to 4381 and encodes 1291 amino acids. Gene Ontology annotation, molecular function: transcription corepressor activity. Gene Ontology annotation, biological process: negative regulation of transcription by RNA polymerase II. The record is from RefSeq and is a predicted model, not a curated record. Gene Ontology annotation, cellular component: chromatin; Sin3-type complex. The transcript has 21 exons. NCBI's taxonomy places the organism in Eukaryota, Metazoa, Chordata, Actinopteri, Synbranchiformes, Synbranchidae.